UCUCCUUCGUACAACUGUUUUGGAAUUUGCAUGCAAUAUGGAGGACCCAGAAGCUUUGGGGAAUGCCUUUUUGUUGUUUAAGAAUUGGACGAGUGGAAUAAGUCUAGAUGUAAAUCUUCGUCUCCUGGUGUACCGUUUUGGGAUGCAGAACUCAGGUGAUGAGCAAGCCUGGAAUUAUAUGUUUGAGAAAUACAGAACUGCAACAUUAGCUCAAGAAAAGGAGAAGCUACUCUACGGCCUGGCAUCAGUGAAAAACAUAACUCUGCUGAACAGAUUCCUACAUUGCAUCAAAAAUACAACUCUCAUAAGAAGUCAAGAUGUGUUCACUGUCUUGAGAUACAUCUCCUUUAAUAGCUAUGGCAAAACAAUGGCUUGGGACUGGGUACGCCUCAACUGGGAGUAUUUGGUCAAACGAUACACUCUUAACGAUAGAAACCUUGGACGCCUAAUAUCAAGAAUAUCAGGAACAUUUAACACAGAGCUCCAGCUUUGGCAGAUGGAAAAUUUCUUUGAGAGAUAUCCUGAUGCUGGCGCAGGGGAAGCCUCAAGAAAGCAAGCUUUGGAAACUACAAAGAGCAACAUCGAAUGGCUAAAACAAUACCGAGAUGAUGUAGCAACCUGGCUUGAAAAUACAGAGCAGCCAAACUUUGUAUAAUUGAGUCUCAGUCCCCAUGAAAAUUCUUAGGAUUCUUUUUUUAAAUCUUACCAACAUGGUAAUUUGCAAAAUACUACAUUUAGAUUUUGACAGAUAUGUCAACUUUGAAAUACAUUAAUUUAUUGAAAUAUAUAUUGAAACUAGCCAGCCAGUCAUUCUUAAAUGUUCCUAUAAAUGUUUCUAAUCUCCUAGAACAUUUUUUCUCAUUUCAAUUGGACAAAAUGUAAAAUUAUCAUUUGCAUAAACAUAGGAUCUCAUUACCUUUAUGAGCAUUACUGAUGUUUGUACUUAACCACAUAUUCGCCACUCUGAAAAUGAAUCUUUUAUACAAAAAUAUUUAUUAUUCCAUGUGUUCAGGAGGUCCUUCCAAAUAAAACUUCAUAGAAUCCAUUCCAAAGGGAGGGCUUUGCCUCUAUUCAGAAAAUAUAUAUAUUCUCCUAAGAAAGAAAAGCACUAACCCAAUUUUGGCGGGGGGAGGAGGUAAUCACAAAAUUUUGAGAGAGAGAGAGAGAGACAGACAGACAGACAGACAGACAGACAGACAGACAGAUUAAAGUUAUUGUUCUAAAGUGACUUUGAGAAACGCAUAGCUUUAAUAAUGACUACAUCUAUGGCAAUUGAUGGACAUGCAGUCUGGCCUUAUGUUAUAGUAUCGGUACAUUUUUUUUUAAUAUCCAGCUCUCACCUCCAUGUAUCAUAUAAUCUUAUAUGCAAACACUAAGUUCUCUCACACAUUUAGGCAAUCUUGAAAAUUUUCAGCCAUUUGAGAUUGGAUUUUAACAAUAAAAAAGGCUAUGAUACUAUUUUAUAAACAAAUAAUUUAACCUUUCUGAAAUGGGCACUUUAUAUAGUAACUGAGCACUGCUGAGAAAAACAUCUAGAAAUUAAUUACUCCAAAACCAAGGCACAUGUCUGACACCAAACAAUCAUUCAAUAGAGCAAAUUAAGACCUUGAAAUGUCUGGAUAUUGUUUUCCAUGGGACAGGCAACCAUAAAUUCCACGCCAGCUUUAAGUCCCAUUGUAUCAGCUUAAGUCCACAAAAAAGCAUCGACUUCACAAUCUUUCCACUUCUCCAAAGGAGUUCAAAUGUACCUGCAGGAACUAAUGUUUUCUCAGCUAAGAUCUGAGCCCAGCUGUGGGGCACCUACAGGUUAUUUCUUUCUCUUGAAAGAGUUCAGUUCAAACUUCUGAGAUCUAUUUUUCAAGCACCUUGCUUCUUUCCAAAUGGGGUGUUUUGCCGUGAAGCUGGCCUACUUAAAGUAGAAAACUUUCAGCUCAAACUUACUUUUUUCCCCUGCUGACUUGGCCCCUUUAAUCAUGACUCUCACUCUUCCUGGCAAUACUUACUCAAUUGCAACCCUAUGGCAUUACAUGGGCAGCUCUCACCCUGAAAGACUGUGCAUUAGCUGAUCUUAAUGGGCUAUUACAGCUGCAAUCAGAUUCAUCAGUUCUACGCAGAAAUUUUUUUUUUUUGAGCUAUUCUGUAUAUUUGUUCUGACCAGCCAGACACCUAAGCUUCAUAAUGGUUCCAAAAUUUAGAAAGGCUUAUCCUUGACUAAAUUUAAUGCCUCCCUCUAAGAGCGAUUACUAAAGGAAGAUUCAAAACAUCCCUUUGUGUCCCUGAGGUGGAUGAAUAGUUGAGGCAAUGGAACAUGUUAUUUUAUAUUGUUCCCUCUACGCAGGAAUUAUCUCCAUUCCUCACUAAACAACCUGGUUGUUCUACCACUCUUAAGCGGUUACUACCUGAUCAAUCUUAUUUUACUUCACAGACCACAGCCAAGAAUUGAUCUGUAGUUUGUGCAGGACCCUGUAGUAUCUCCUCCAAAAUUUUUAAAAAUAUUUUAGAAUGUUACGUCUUCCUCUUUUACUUUAAUUCAUUGUGAUUUUUUUUUUAUUUGUUGGUCUAUGCCUGAAUAAAUAUUAAUUGAUAAUAAAGAUUGAUUGAUAA
Molecule: messenger RNA, 2604 nt
Organism: Protobothrops mucrosquamatus (brown spotted pit viper)
Lineage: Eukaryota; Metazoa; Chordata; Lepidosauria; Squamata; Viperidae
Product: glutamyl aminopeptidase
Biological process (GO): peptide catabolic process; proteolysis
Cellular component (GO): cytoplasm
Molecular function (GO): peptide binding; metalloaminopeptidase activity; zinc ion binding
Source: RefSeq, a predicted model, not a curated record